AUGAGUAAUAGUGAUAAUGAAUUAGAGCAAGUUUUAAAAUCCGGUAAGGUUAAACUUUCGGAAGUGGAAAAUAAUGCCGGUAAAAGAGUUAAAGAAUUAGAGGAAAAAGACAUGGGUUCAAUCCCAUCAUCUCCACCAUUUAUGGAGUCCACCAUUUUUGUUGACAAAAGAGGCAUUGAAUUUGUUUUCGGUAGUUCUCCUCAAAAACCACUUCACAAUAAAGUCAAAAAUAAAUAUUGUCUAGGUUUGGGAGGUUAUACUGCUUACGGUCUUUCGAAGAAACAAAACAAAGCGUAUUAUUUUGUGGCAAACAAUCCAAGAAUGCAAGACUCUUCUAGCAGUAAGCAACCUUUUCAAGGAAAGUCCGUACUCGCACUUGCUGGAAAGCAAGUAGUGUUAGUGCUAGACCGAAUAAGUCUAGUCUAUAAAAGUGCCAUAGAGACGAGUAAGCGGGAAACUGCGGAAGUGAGACGACGUUUAACAGUGUUGACAAUUGGUUUAGUAUCAUACUGCCUUUGGGCUCUUGGAAAGAAAGAAGGACAAGUGAUUGAUGCUCGUGGAGAUUCCACAAACGAAAUGUUAUUUAGUUCUAGGGACCACCACUACGAACCGUAUGAACCGGUCACGAUUGAAACACGGAGUGGUGAUAGUGAUUAUUCUCCAAAACUGGGCGUUAUGGGUUCGAGUCCUGUCGCCUCUGCCAGAAGAGUAAAAAUAUAUAAUAUGAAUCAGGUGUUUACUGGCACAGUAAUUAGUUUGAAAAAUGCUAAGACGGCCGCAGUAGAGUUAGUUUUUAAUUAUCUCCAUCCUAAAUAUCAUAAACCUAUUCGGAGAAAGAAAAAAAUUCAGGCUCAUUACGAAAAAUAUGAUUUGAAAUUAGGAGAUAAAGGAAAAAUUCAGUCGUGGUUGAAAAGGAGAAGGGCGAAACAAGCAAAGAAGCUAAAAAUAGUGACGAACGAGAAAAAUCUAAUUAGUGAUGAGAAAGGAAAAAGUGUGGUUGCGGCCAGAGAAAAUCUCAAUUCGGUUGGAGAAUGGGCGAAAACUUAUCUAACCAAAGAUAAUUUUUGGACGCGGGAUUUUCCCACGACGGCUUCCUCAGCUUUUUUGGUUAAUUUUUGUCCUAACGAGGAUGCUACUGUGAUUAAGUUAUUAAGAGAAAAGGGCUACCGAUUACUAGGAAAAACGGCUUUGGAUGAGUUUGCGUGCGGAGGAGUAGGGCUUUAUGCGGCAACCGGACCGAUUUUUAAUCCCCACCAUCCUGGGCGAGUGGUGGGAGGUUCCUCGUCAGGUUCGGCAGCAGUAGUCGCCCAGAAAAUUGUCCCCUUUGCCUUGGGACAUGAUACUGGCGAUUCAGUGCGGCGUCCAGCCGCUUACUGUGGUCUAGUCGGGUUCAAGCCAUCUUACGGACUAAUUUCCCGUUAUGGGGUUAUCCCAAUGGCUUCUUCGCUAGACACAGUUGGCAUUCUAGCCAACAAGGUAAGCAUCGCCCAGGAAAUUUUUACGAUUUUGGCUCAACCAGACCCUUACGACUUAAUAACUACCACUAAAAAAAAAUUUUUGCGACCGCCAGGACGAAAGAAAAUCGUGACCAUUGACGGGUUAGAGAAAUUUUUGCCUCCCAAAUUAAACAAACUAUACAGACAAGCCCAAGAGAAACUAGAAAAAUUAGGUUACAGCAUCACCAAAAUAAACAUUCCUCCUCGUCUCCGUGAUAACUUACAACUCACUUACUUGAUAUUGUGUUCGACUGAAUUAGUUAGCCACCUCAACUCUCUCCAAGGGAUAACUUACGGGCCGCUUGAUGAAAAUGAAGAGAUUGCCAAAAAAAGAAGCGACGGCCUGGGACUAAUAGUCAAAGAACGUUUAUUAAUGGGGGCUUAUUUUCUGGACGAAAAAGGAUUCACUAAUAGUCCGGCUCCACGGGCGGCAGAUUUUAACCAUUCUUUUGCCGGAUUAACAUCUUCCCAUUGGAGCGAUAAUUUAUUGCUCCUAGGCAACUUAGCCGGUUUACCGUCGCUAAGUUUGCCUUUGGGAAUAGUUGACGGCUUGCCGGUCAACAUUAACCUUGAUAGCAACUACGGACAAGACCAAUCAGUUUUACAAUUAGCCACUGAAUUGGAAACUGAACUAGCAAACAUUUAA
Molecule: messenger RNA, 2142 nt
Organism: Cetraspora pellucida
Lineage: Eukaryota; Fungi; Glomeromycota; Glomeromycetes; Diversisporales; Gigasporaceae
Source: the annotation of a GenBank genome assembly